UGGGCUUUGCUGCGCGAGCACGAGCACGAGCCAUGGCGACAUGGCGUCGUCAUCUCUGCCCCCUCUUCCGGCGCUGCGCCACGUCCUGCCUGAUGCAGCAGAGGCGGACCACCUGCUCCGGCGCCUGAAGAUGGCGAGGCCGCCCGCCGGGUGACGACGUACGAAGCUGUCCAAAUUCUUCUCCUUGGGCUGCUGCUUAUCUGCUAUUACAGAUCUGCUGUUGUGAGUGCUUCCAGUGAUGAAGGUGAAGGCAAUUAGAGUCCACAAGCUUGGUGACCCAGAGGUUCUAACUUGGGGAGAGGUGGAGAUUGGGGAGCCUAGUGAAGGGGAGAUUCGGAUCAAGAACAAGGCUAUCGGUGUCAACUAUGUUGAUAUUUAUUACCGUACUGGGUUGCAUCAAGAACCUCUCCCCUUUGUUCCUGGCAAGGAAGCUGUAGGAGUGGUGUCUGCUGUUGGACCUGGGGUAACAGGCGUCAAAGUUGGCGAUGUUGUCGGCUAUGCUGAUACUCCAAUGGGUACUUACACUGAAGAACAGAUUAUCCCGGCAAUACUGGCCAUCCCUAUACCACCAUCAGUGGACCACAUUACUGCAGCAUCUGUUUUACUGAAAGGAAUGACUACAUAUGUUCUUGUGAGACAAGCCUUUAAGAUUCAGGCAGGCCAUACUGUCCUAGUACAUGCUGCUGCAGGUGGAGUUGGCUCUCUCCUUUGCCAGUGGGCAAAUGCUCUUGGUGCUACUGUUAUCGGGACCGUUUCGACACAAGACAAAGCGACCCAAGCAACCGAAGACGGGUGCCCACACGUGAUCAUCUACACCGAAGAGGAUUGUAGCCGAGUUGCUGAAAUCACAUCAGGGAAAGGUGUUCAUGUCGUAUACGAUGCUGUCGGAAAGGAUACCUUCAAGGGGUCGUUGGAGUGUUUGAUGUCGCGUGGAUGCAUGAUCUCCUACGGGCAAUCUUCAGGCAGGCCUGAGCCUGUUCCAGUGAGCGACCUCGCUGCGAAGUCCCUGUUCCUGGGAAGGCCAGGCAUGAGGCAUUACACCGCCACCCGGGACGAGCUGCUGCACGCCGCCGGUGAGGUCUUCGCCGGCGUCGCGGGCGGCGUGCUGCGCGUCCGCGUCAACCAUAUCUACCCGCUGCACGAGGCAGCUCGCGUGCACGCGGAUCUCGAGGCAAGGAGGACUUCUGGCUCCGUGGUGCUGUUGCCUGCCAACUGAAGAGAAUAUAUUGGCCGUGUACAUCCGAGUUGGAUAUAGAGGUCGGGUUUUAAUCCAUUUAUCUUAAAAAAUAGCGAGUUGGAUAUAGAGGUCAGGUUUUAAUCCAUUUAUCUUAAAAAAUGGCUGAAGAGAGUAUAUGUAUUCCUGUGGCAUCGAUGUUCUUGUGUCAAAAAUCAUAAAUCGUGAUCAUUCUGAUAACCUGAUGCUGGCAUGUCAUUGCAAGCUGUGGACUUGAAAGCUUUAACAGUUUAGCCAAGGCUGUGGUUGUCAAUCUGACAACAAGAGCAAUAUAGGAUUGGCUAAUGUACAGCUUCCCUGCCUUUCCUAAACAUGAUCCACAAUCUGCGCAUGCAUCAGUGAAGUGCUUGGAUAUGAUGAUAG
Molecule: messenger RNA, 1597 nt
Organism: Oryza brachyantha (malo sina)
Lineage: Eukaryota; Viridiplantae; Streptophyta; Magnoliopsida; Poales; Poaceae
Product: quinone oxidoreductase 1-like
Biological process (GO): cellular response to oxidative stress
Cellular component (GO): cytosol; cytoplasm
Molecular function (GO): quinone reductase (NADPH) activity
Source: RefSeq, a predicted model, not a curated record